AUGCCGACCGUGGACAAGCAGAACCUGCUGGAGAGCACGAGCGGAGCCCGGUCAUACUUUGGAUCUCUGUGGAAGAGUGAGGCUGGCAGGGCCCCUCCUGUGAACCUGCCUGCUGUUGAGCUGGCCAUCCAGAGCAACCAUUAUUGCCAUGCCCAGAAAGAUGCUGGUAGUCACCCUGACUCCAAGAAGCAGAUGGCCCGGCGCAAGCUCUACGUGGCCUCUGCCAUCUGCCUGGUGUUCAUGAUUGGAGAAAUCAUUGGUGGAUACCUGGCACACAGCCUGGCCAUUAUGACUGAUGCCGCCCACCUGCUCACGGAUUUUGCCAGCAUGCUCAUUAGUCUCUUCUCCCUCUGGGUGUCUUCCCGACCAGCCACCAAGACCAUGAACUUUGGCUGGCAGCGAGCUGAGAUCCUUGGAGCCUUGGUGUCUGUGCUGUCCAUUUGGGUAGUAACUGGGGUGCUGGUGUACCUGGCUGUGCAGCGCCUGAUUUCUGGAGAUUAUGAGAUCAAAGGGGGUACCAUGUUAAUCACGUCAGCCUGCGCUGUGGCUGUGAACAUCAUAAUGGGGUUGGCCCUUCAUCAGUCUGGACAUGGGCACAGCCAUGGACAUGGGCAAAGCCAUGAACAUGGGCACAGCCAUGGUAACCAAAGCCAUGAAGACAGCCAACAGCAGCAGGAGAACCCCAGUGUCCGAGCAGCCUUCAUCCAUGUGAUUGGGGACCUUCUGCAGAGUGUGGGUGUCCUGGUGGCUGCCUACAUUAUAUACUUCAAGCCUGAGUACAAGUAUGUGGACCCCAUCUGCACCUUCCUCUUCUCCAUCCUGGUCUUGGGGACAACGUUAACCAUCCUGAGAGAUGUGAUCCUGGUUCUCAUGGAAGGGACUCCCAAAGGUGUGGACUUCACAGCCGUGAAGAAUCUCCUGCUGUCCGUGGAUGGGGUGGAGGCCUUGCACAGCCUGCAUAUCUGGGCCCUGACAGUGGCCCAGCCGGUGCUGUCUGUCCACAUAGCUAUUGCUCAGAAUGCCGACGCCCAGGCUGUGCUGAAGGUGGCUAGGGACCGCCUCCAGGGGAGGUUCAACUUCCACAUCAUGACCAUCCAGAUUGAGAGCUACUCUGAAGAGAUGAAGGACUGCCAGGAGUGCCAGGGCCCCUCAGACUGA
This is a messenger RNA of Microtus ochrogaster (prairie vole), 1158 nucleotides long. RefSeq names its product solute carrier family 30 member 2 (gene Slc30a2). The record is from RefSeq and is a predicted model, not a curated record. NCBI's taxonomy places the organism in Eukaryota, Metazoa, Chordata, Mammalia, Rodentia, Cricetidae. Gene Ontology annotation, biological process: zinc ion transmembrane transport; response to zinc ion. Gene Ontology annotation, cellular component: plasma membrane. Gene Ontology annotation, molecular function: zinc ion transmembrane transporter activity.